Messenger RNA from Rotaria sp. Silwood2, 3186 nucleotides. NCBI's taxonomy places the organism in Eukaryota, Metazoa, Rotifera, Eurotatoria, Philodinida, Philodinidae. The record is from the annotation of a GenBank genome assembly.
AUGACAACAAAAGUUCAAUGGAAACGGCUUGAUGGUACCAUCGGCCAAAAUCCCAAACCACGUCAUGGUCAUCGAGCAGUAGCUGUCAAAGAUUUAAUUAUUAUAUUUGGUGGUGGUAAUGAAGGCAUUGUGGAAGAUCUCAAUGUUUAUAAUUGUACUACAAAUCAAUGGUUUCAACCAUUAAUGAAAGGUGAUGUACCAACAGGUUGCGCUGCUUUUGGUUUCGCAACUGAUGGUCAACGAAUUCUUGUAUUUGGUGGUAUGGUUGAAUAUGGAAAAUAUUCAGCUGAUCUUUGGGAAUUGAAUCCAAUUAAAUGGGAAUGGAAAAAAUUAAAACCACGAGCACCUCGAACAGCUCCUUUACCGUGUGCUCGACUUGGACAUACGUUAACAUAUGCUGAAGGAAAAUUUUACCUAUUUGGUGGUUUAGCUAAUGAUAGUAAAGAUCCAAAACAGAAUGUUCCUCGAUAUUUAAAUGAUCUCUAUGCACUUGAAUAUAAAGGCAAUAAUUGUGCUUGGGAACAACCUAUAGUUCGUAGUACACCACCAACUGAACGUGAAUCCCAUUCAUGUGUUUUUUAUCGUGGUCAAAUCGAAAAUCGUCCAAAAUUAAUUAUCUAUGGUGGAAUGAAUGGUCAUCGUUUAGGAGACCUUUGGAGCUUUCAUCUUGAUUUCUCACAAUGGACACAAAUAACACCAUCUGGUUUAGCUCCACAACCACGUAGUCUUCAUUCAGCUGUUGUUAUGGGAAAUCGAAUGUUUAUAUUUGGUGGUUGGGUUCCAUUAGUUAUAUCGGAUAAAAAUGAUCAAUACGCAAAUGAAAAAGAGUGGAAAUGUACGAAUACAUUAGCAGCUUUUAAUUUAGAAACAAAUGCUUGGGAACUUCUCGGACAAGAAUGUCUUGAUGAUAAUGUACCACGAGCACGUGCUGGUCAUUGUGCUGUUACUGUUAAUACAAGAAUGUAUAUUUGGAGUGGACGUGAUGGCUAUCGAAAAGCUUGGAAUAAUCAAGUUUGUUGUAAAGAUUUAUGGUGUUUAGAAACAGCAUGUCCAGGUGAACCAGAAAAAGUGCAAUUACUUAAAGCAGGUAUCGGCAAUUUGGAAGUGUCAUGGAAUCCUGUUCCGACUGCUGAUUCUUAUAUAUUACAAAUUCAGCGUUUUGAAGCACCAGUGGAGCAACCUCCACCAACACCUCCUGUUCUUCCGGUUACAUCUCAACCACCACCAAUACAUCCUCCACCUCUGCCAUUACAAUCAAUAUCGGCUUCACUUUUUGCUUCGAAAAGUCCGCAAUCAGUUCUUGCAUCAUUAAUUCCAACAUUUUCAAAUGAACAACAAUCAUCAAGUGUAUCAGUGUCAGCUAUUUCGGAUACAGAUGGUGUUGUCGAUCAAUGUCUUUCAUCAACAGCAACAACAACUCUAAAUAAAUCUACAUCAGAUUUACUUUCAUUAGCUCAUUUAUCAUCAUCAUCACAAACACCAUUUUCAUCGUCAAUUAGUACAGUUAAUGCCCAAACUUUACCAAAUGUUUCUAUAUCACCUUCGAACAGUAUAAAUAAUUCGUCAUUAUUUCAAAAAACUAUACCUACAACUAUUUCUUCAUCUAUACAACAUAAUCAACCAACAACAUUAUUUAAUUCAACGCAAACCGUUCGACCAGCAACAACAUCAAAUUUUCAAUUUGUUAAUACUAAUUCUACUAAUGCAUCAAAUACUGUUCGUCCAAUAAUCUUUCAUCAAAAACCAUCAACAAAUUCUUCACAACCACAACUUCUUACUGUUAUGCCUGCCGGUGUACGUGUUCAACAAUUAACACCUGUUGUACGUGGUUCAUCAACUCAACCAACAACAAUUGUUCGUUUAAUGUCACCAGCAACAACAACUGUUCGACCAGGAAUGGGACAACAACAAAUUAUACAAUUAAAUACGAAUAAACAACAACAACCAUUAGUUAUUAAAGCAAUUACCGCACAAACAUCUAAUCGACAACAACAACCAAUAUUAUUAGCAGCAAAUACACAACAAAAAACGAUACCAUCACAUUCUCAACAGCAAGUAUUAGUUUUUAAUCAGAAUACCUUUUCAACUACAAGUGGACACCAACCAAAAUUUACAUUACAAAUGAAAAAUAUUGAUCAAUCAAUUACAACAACAGUUAAUACAACUACAAAUAUUGAUAAUGGUCAACAAGAACCAACACAUGACAGUGGAAUUCCUCAAUUAGAUGGAACUGUUGAUGAUCAUUCACUGCAAAACGGUACAACUGAUGUACGAAAUUCUUCUAGUCCAGCACAGCAACAAUCAGCAACAGACUUCGGACAAAUAAUCAAUGCUGGAUCACAACAACCAUUAAAUAAUCAUGAAAAUUUACAAACAACAAUAAACGGUAAUUCAAAAAGUGAUGUACAACCACAAACAGUUUCAAAUGAUUUAAAAUCGUCAGAAAAUGAUGAUAAUGAUGGUUGGCAUUUAGUUGGAACAUUUAAAACAACAACAGUUGAUAUUAAACAUUAUUAUGUUGUUCCAUCAAAAAUUAAUAUCGAUAAUUAUGAUCUUGAUUCCCUUCAAGUGCAUAAUUUAGUAAAAAAAGUUGAUCUUGAACCAGGUGUUAUCUAUAAAUUGCGUAUAGCAGCUGUAAAUGCAUGUGGUCGAGGUCCAUGGAGUGAAGCAGCAGCAUUUAAAACAUGCUUACCUGGUUCACCACCAGCACCAUCUAAUAUUAAAAUCACAAAGACAUCUGAUGGCGGUGCUCAUCUAACUUGGGAUCCUCCAUCGAAUGCUUCACCGUUAAUUACUGGUUAUGCAGUCUAUUUAGCAGUGAAAAAUUCAGCAACAGAUAAUACAAUACCACGUCAACAACAACAAGCAUCACAAAUGGCUUUUGUUCGUGUCUAUGGUGGUGUAUUAGCUGAAUGUUCAGUAAAUGCUGCACAACUUCAUCAAGCUCAUCUUGAUAUAAGUACAAGUAGUAAACCAGCUAUUAUAUUUCGUAUAGCAGCACGUAAUGAACGUGGAUAUGGACCAGCAACACAAGUUCGAUGGUUACAAGAUCAACAACAAACACCAUCUAAUCAUUCAACGACAAAUAAUUCAUUAAAACGAACUGGUUCAAAUACAAAUUCUUCAACAUUAAUAACAAAAAAACAAAGAGUAGCACCUGGAGGAGGAGUAUCAAAUGAUGGUUAA